AUGGGUACUGCGGUUAUCUGUCUAUCUUUUGCUCUCGUUGGAUGCUCGCUGUGGUACCUCCAUCAAACAAUCCGUCGUCGGUCAGUCAACAGUGUACUGGAGAAUAUUCCAGGUCCUCCUUCUGCAUCGUUUCUCAAGGGUUCUCUUGUACCAUUCUUCAAUCGUCACGCCUUUGAGCAUCAGAAAGAAAUCUUCAAGAACUAUGGGCCUACUGUCAAAUUGCAUAGCUUCCUGAAUCGCCCGAUGCUACUAGUGGGCGAUCCCAAGGCGUUGCAUACUAUGAUAAUCAAAGAGGAACAUAUCUUUCAAGAAUCCAACGUCUUCAUUCUGACGAAUCUCUUGAUUUUCGGACAAGGUCUGGUCUCUACACUGGGGGAGCAACACCGCAAGCAACGCAAGAUCUUGAACCCGGUAUUCUCUGUCAACCAUAUGCGCCACAUGCUGCCCAUGUUCUAUAACGUCAUUCACAAGAUGCGCGAUGCUAUACUCGACCAGGUCAAAGGCGGUAGCGAUCAAAUCGACAUGCUUUACUGGACGGGACGCGCUGCGCUCGAACUGGUGGGGCAGGGUGGUCUGGGGUAUUCGUUCGGCUCACUUGCCUCGGAGAUGCAAGAUGACUACGGCGACGCUCUCAAGGCAUUGUUGCCUACUCUCGUUAAUAUCGAUCUGCUACAGCGGCUACUGCCGUACGUCUAUGGUAUCGGGCCCGCAUGGCUGCGGCGCCUGGCUGUUGACGCGUCUCCAAAUACAGACGUUCAGAAGGUGAAGUCAGUGGUUGAUCGCAUGUCCAAGAGGUCCGUAGAGAUCUACGAAUCAAAGAAGGGCGCACUAGAGAAAGGCGAUGACGAGGUCGUCCAGCAAAUCGGAGAGGGGAAGGACAUUAUGAGCGUCUUGAUGAAGGCCAACAAAGCGGCGUCCGUGGAAGAUUGUCUAACAGAUGAAGAGCUUAUUGGACAAAUGUCGACACUCAUCUUCGCAGCAACAGACACGACCUCGAACGCGCUGGUUCAUAUGCUGCAGUUCUUAGCCGAUCGUCAAGACUGGCAGGACAAACUGAGGCAGGAAAUACUUGAAGCGGGCGCAGGAACGGGUAUACCCUACGACGAAAUCAAUAAGCUGCCGGUUCUGGACGCAGUCUGCCGCGAGACUCUUCGCCUAUUCCCUGCCAACACCACAGUCAUGCGUGUGCCCAACAAAGACACUGUGCUUCCGCUGUCUGAACCAAUUCGAGGUCUCGAUGGCAAGAUGAUUCACGAGAUCCCCGUUGCUAAAGGCACAGAAGUCCUUGUUGGUAUGUGGGCUUGCAACGUCAACGUGUCUAUUUGGGGAGAGGACUCCCUCGAAUGGAAGCCUGAACGGUGGCUCUCUGGUUUGCCAAAUUCGGUCAAGAACGCAGCUGUCCCAGGUGUAUAUUCCAAUCUGAUGACGUUUUUGGGUGGGAAGCGUGCUUGCAUUGGCUUCAAAUUCUCGGAGAUGGAAAUGAAGGUGGUGCUGUCCGUCUUGCUUUCGUCCUUCAUCUUCAAGCCGACCGGAGCGCCGAUCGUGUGGAAUCUAGGCGGAGUAAACUAUCCGACAGUUGGAAGAGAGAGCAACACACCUCGUCUCCCCUUGAAGGUCGAGGUGUAUACGGGUUCCUGA
Molecule: messenger RNA, 1638 nt
Organism: Postia placenta MAD-698-R-SB12
Lineage: Eukaryota; Fungi; Basidiomycota; Agaricomycetes; Polyporales; Adustoporiaceae
Exons: 14
Coding region: 1-1638 (545 amino acids)
Molecular function (GO): iron ion binding; heme binding; oxidoreductase activity, acting on paired donors, with incorporation or reduction of molecular oxygen
Source: RefSeq, a predicted model, not a curated record